AUGUCUUCAACAGGUACAUCAUCAUCAUCUUCAUCAACAUCAGUUGCAACAACAACAACUGUUGUAGAUUAUAUUAAUAUACCACUCAAACAGUCUGAAAAGUCUGUAAAGAUAUCAAUCAAUAAUCUACCAUCUGCACAUCAAGUCGUUAGCAUUCUAAAGAAAGAAAGAUCAUCACUAAGUCUAUGGUUAAAGAUCGCUGCCGAAUAUUAUAAACAGGGUAGAUUAGAUGAUUUCAAAUCGAUAUUGACAGAUUCAUUGGAUGUUGAUGAUGGUAGAGAUUCAAAGCAUGAUAGUAGAGAAUCAAAGCAUGAUAGGAUUGCGAUAUUGAAUGCCCUGUCUAGUUAUUAUACGCAGUUGGGUGCUGUCGAGAAGGUCAAGCAGAAGAGAGAGGACUUGUUCAGCAGGGCCGUCAGUCAUCUGACACGUGCCGACAAGAUCGAUCAUCUCGACCAUCUCAACUGGGUGGGCAAGGCCAUCCUUCUACUCUGCAAGGGUGAUACAGAUCACGCCUUUACCAACUUUAAGAAUGUACUUGACCCAUCCAUCUCGGGUAACCCUCCCAUCGUACCAGCUCUCCUUGGCAAUUCAUGUAUAUUAUUCAACAAGGGCAACUAUGAUAAGGCACUUGAGGACUAUCAGAGAGUGAUACAGUUGAACCCUAACUGCCCACCAACUGUAAGACUGGGUCUGGGCAACUGUUACUUCCGUCUGGGCAGGAUGGAGCGCGCAAAGCAGGCGUUUGAACGUGUGUUGGCGAUGGACCCAGACAAUGUCGAAGCCAUGAUCGGCCUGGCAUUGGUAUUGAUGAAUGGUGGCGACGUAGCACAGGGCAUGAGCCUCAUAGCCAAGGCCUACCAGCUGGCACCGACCAACUCGCUGGUGCUCAAUCACUUGGCCAACCAUUACUUCCACAAGGGCGAAUACCAAAAGGUGCACGCUCUGGCCGCCGCCGCGCUGACCAACACCGAUGCCAACCAGAUCAAGGCCGAGUCGUGCUAUCUGAUCGCCCGUGUGCACCACGCCAACGAGAAGUGGCCCGAGGCAUUGCAGUACUACCAUCAGGCCGUGCUCAACACACCAGACUUCUUCCUGGCCCAGUUUGGUUUGGGACAAACAUACAUCAAGAAUGGAAUGGUGGAGAAGGCCAUCUCCUGCUUCGAGUCAGUGCUGGAGAAGCAGCCCGACAGCUACGAGACACUGCAGAUUCUUGGCAGUCUGUACAGACACUCCUCACAGGCCAAGAACAUCGACAAGAUCAAGGCUGUCCUCACCAAAGCCACCCAGAUCAACCCAAACGACUACAUCAACUGGUUCGAGCUCGCUCAGUUGCUUGAGAGGACCGAUGCCCAUGCCGCCUUGGAUGCCUACAAUAAGGGUAUCGCGAUUUUGAAGAAGGAAGGCAUUGACAUAAGUGCAGAGAUUCAUAAUAAUGUUGGAGUACUGUCGCACAAGGUUGGCCAGUACGAGGAGGCCGAGCGCAUAUACAUGCAGGUGAUUGAGGACUCUGGCGCAACGAUCGAGGACUACAAAGCGAUCAACAUCACAACGACAUACAACUUGGCGCGACUCUACGAAUCGAUGAACAACUUCACGAGGGCACGCGAGUUGCACAUUGGCAUCCUGACUGAGCACCCAACUUAUCUGGACUGCUACCUGCGUAUGUCGGCUCUGUGUCGUGCAGAGGGCAAUGACUUUGAGGCGAGUGAGUGGAGCAAGCAGGCUUUGCUCAUCGAUCCCAACAACGCGGAGGCAUGGUCGAUGUUUGGCUGUCUGCAGCUGUCCAAGGAGCAGUGGAGCUUCGCCCAGAACAAGUUUGAGCAGAUCCUCGAGACCAACAAGCACGACCCAUACGCCAGCUUGGCGCUGGGCAACCUGUACUUCCAGGCCAAGAUUCACAAUCCCGACAAGUUUGAGAAGUACCUGUCUCUGGCCGAGACCUACUACACCAAGACUCUCAAGAACAACCCGACCAACAUCUACGCAGCCAAUGGAAUUGGAAUGGUUGCCUUUGAGCGAGGCAACAUCACACUAGCCACCGACAUCUUUGUCCAACUCCGCGAGUCUGCUGUUGACGUACCAUCAGUCUCACUCAACCUUGCACACAUCUACAUGCAGAAGCGACUCUUUGACUUUGCUAUCAGACUGUAUGAUGGAUGUUUAAAGAAGAGUAAUAAUGCCAAAGAGAUGGAGUUGAUGUACUUAUAUCUCGCCAAGGCUUACUUUGAGGCACAGAGAUAUCCAGAGUGCAAACAAACAUUGAAGAAGGCUCUGCACAUCUCACCUGCCAACAUGGCGUUGCAGUACAAUUUCGCGUUGGCCAUUGAGAAGUGCUCUCAAACGGUCAUCCAAUCGACCAGGAAGACGCUGUACGAAUACUCGACGGUCCAGAAGGAGCUGGAUCACGCCAGACAGGUGUUCGAGAGGCUUGCCACUCUCAAGAACCCCAAGACGAUGAUCGACACCAAGAAGUGCAUUGCCCAUCUCUCCUCUGUUAAGGAGUUGCUAAAGACAGUGGGCGAUGAGGUCCAGACUCUCGAGAAGAAUGAGAUCGCCACCGCCAAGAAGCGCGAGGAAGCGGCCGAGGAGUCGAGACGCCAGGCACGCGAGAAGGAACGAGUGGAGGCCGAGAGGAAGGCCACGGCCCUGGCGCGUCUGGAGGAGGAGGAGCGACAGGCUGCCGAGGGCAAGGCCAAGUUCGAGGAGUUGAUGAGAGAGCGUGAGAGAGAGAAGGAGGGCGAAGAGAACGAAGAGGAAUCUAGCCGAAGCAGCAGGAAGAAAAACAAGAAGCGUGAUCACUCUGACGAUGAAGACGAGCGAUCGUCCUCCAAGCGCGAGCGCAAGAAGGACAGGAAGAAGAAGAAGUCCAAGAAGGACAAGAAGGACAGGUCAGAGCGAUCGGAGCGAGAAGAGUCUGACGGCGAGAUGUACCAGCAAGAGGAUCAGUCCGAGAGCACCACUGGCGCAAUGGAUAUUGACACUGCCAACGAAGUGACAAACAAUCAAGAAUACGAGGAUCUGUUUGGAAGUGGAGAAGAGAACUGA
Molecule: messenger RNA, 3045 nt
Organism: Acytostelium subglobosum LB1
Lineage: Eukaryota; Evosea; Eumycetozoa; Acytosteliales; Acytosteliaceae
Exons: 5
Coding region: 1-3045 (1014 amino acids)
Biological process (GO): regulation of DNA-templated transcription
Cellular component (GO): Cdc73/Paf1 complex
Molecular function (GO): RNA polymerase II complex binding
Source: RefSeq, a predicted model, not a curated record